This is a messenger RNA of Hypoxylon fragiforme, 507 nucleotides long. RefSeq lists its product as uncharacterized. Gene Ontology annotation, molecular function: heme binding; oxidoreductase activity, acting on paired donors, with incorporation or reduction of molecular oxygen; iron ion binding. The record is from RefSeq and is a predicted model, not a curated record. Bases 1 to 507 code for a protein of 168 amino acids. Lineage: Eukaryota; Fungi; Ascomycota; Sordariomycetes; Xylariales; Hypoxylaceae. The transcript has 3 exons.
AUGUCCGGUAACAAGUCCGGCGAUGCCCCAAAGAAUGUCCACGGUGGACGUAGCGCCAUGUGGACGCGCCACGCGCUCGGCUUCGGUCCAACGCUACGUCAUGACCCCCUACACAUUCAAAGACGGCCUGCGCGUCCCAGCUCGUACCGUGGUGUCAUUCCCCAACUUGAGAUACCCACAACACAGACCACUACACGUGGCUUCGCCCCCGAAGCCGGCACGUUCGACGGCAAGCGCUGGCUACGACGUCGCGCAGGGUUCGACACGAGCAAGUUCCAGUUCGCCUCCACGGCCGAGGAUGCGUUCGACUGGGGUGCUGGUCUGCACGCGUGCCCGCGACGUUUCAUGGCCGAGAUCACCAUCAAGCUCAUCCUCAUUUCCCUAGUCACAAGAUACGAUAUGAAGCUUAUCGAGGGGGGUCCGGAACGGCCUGCAGAGUUCAGGCGGUUUAUGGAUCUAGCGCCAGAUACGUCGACCCCUAUCACGAUCAGAGAUGAGCAGGCUUAG